UCUCAGUUGCGUUUGAGCUGCGAGCGUGGUUUGUCGCUUGUCGUGAUCUCCGCUCUCUGCCCAUUCGAGAAUCCGCUGCAGGUUCGAUUCCGCGACGACGUCUUUGUGUUCGGAGUGUGUGACCGCGGUGCCUUGUUUAUGUUAAUCCGAUAUUUAUAUGUAUAUACUGGCAAAAUAGUGCAGAAGUGGCAAUAAAUUCGGCCAAUUAAUCGGAGCUCGGUUUUAGAAGCGUGAGACCCGCGAGCUGAAGGCAGUGGAAAAAUGAGUGUGCAGCAUAAGUGAUCGCUGGAAGUGGAAGCUAAAGGGUCAAACCGGUUUUCGGACAACAUGGAGUUGCCACCAGCAGCAGCAGCAGCAACAACAACAAAUGCGUCGGCAUCCUUGCAACGUGUCGCCUCGGAAUCCAGUCUUGGUCGGGAGCGGGAUCGGGAGCAAGCAGCUGCUCCACCUGGCCAACUGAUGGGUCAUCACUAUCAUUACAUCCAAUAUCCGGCGCAUUUCCAGCCGCAACAACUUCAGGAGCAGCCACCCCAGCCCCAACUGCCCUGCCAGUGUCCCUGCUCCUGCGGCCGUGCACCUCCACCGCCCAUGCAGCCCACUAAUCCCGGCCAGAAUGCUUCAAUGGCCGUGGCUGUGCUGGUCCACCAACAGACGCCCAGUCAGCAGGAGCCGGCAAGGAGUUCGCCGCUCAAAGCACAGUCCGCUCAGUCCCUGCUCAAUCACUCUUAUCAGGCGCUGCACGAGGACCAGCAUCAGCAGCAGGAGCAACUCCAGCUGGACUCCUCAGCCGGAGCCGGCAGUUGCGACUGCGAUCUGGAGUGCACCUGCCCCGCCACUGGAGGAAACUCCUCCCUGGCCCAGCACAAGAGGAGCCUGCUGGCGGACGCCAUGCUGGGAGCAGACGAGAUUACGGUCAGCGAGUCCGACAACAACAGCACUAUGAUUAAAAAGAAGAAGCCCCGAUCCGGCGGAGGAGCAGGACAACUACCGCCGAAGACACAGCCCACGAGCGACAGCUGCAAUGACAUCUACCAUGAUACGGAGCUGGACGGAGCAGCAGGAGCUGGGACAGUUGGAUCUCCUGGCUCCGGGAUCAAGUCACAGAUUCUGGACGAUAAUCAUCGCCCUCCUCUGCCGCCACGCCCACCGCCCAGACCCAGGAGUAAUGCCAAUGGCUCCAUAGUAACUGAAUAUAAGGAUAUGAAAGAGUAUGCCAAAUUCGCUCCUGGUAUUUCCACUGAUUUGCCAUCAGUGCUGUUGGUUUGCUUCCUUCUCAUCGCAACGCAAUGAAUCACCCUUCCGCAUGGUCACAGAUUUCGUGUCACUGAUUUGCCACCCGUUGCGAGCGCAGCUUCCGCCUGGUGGCGGCUUCCUCAUCCGCUAGUUCUGCGCCUGCGCCGGAGGACGCUGCGCUCUCAGUGCUCUCCAGUUCUGCUGGAGCUGGUGCAAAAUAUUUGCUCGGGGGGUUGGAGCUGUGCUAGUGUCAGUCAGGAUUUCAGUUGACACCGUUCCUGUAAUUGCAACGCACACUGUGGCGCCACCUCCCAGCUUCUGCUCUCCAGUAUCCAGUAUCCACUAACCAGCACCAGCACCAGCACCCGUCCACGUCCAAGUGCCCCACUCCAGUCGUCUAAGUCCGCGCAGCUGCCUGCGGAGUCACCUCAUCCCACAGUCGCAUCUCAGCCAGCUUCCACGGCUGUGUAGAUAUUUUUCUGUUUCACUGCGGAGAAAAAAGAAGAAAGAGUGAAAAGCGAGGAAAACGUGUUCCGGAAUUUCCCAGCUAUUCGGCGGCUCCUGGCCAGAAUGUGCUCUUAGAUUGCUGUUCAGCCAAUUGGUGGCCACCUUCAAGUGCCCGAGCGAACCAAAACUAUCCGCAUAUCCAGUCACCAUGCACGGCUAUCCGGUGAUGCAGUUCGUGCAGUACAGCAUGCCCCCGCCCUGCUCCUGGGUGCCAGGUCCUCCGCCCUCCUCGGGGAACGUGGAUGCCCAUCAUCGCGGCUCUGCCCAUCGCCAUGGCGCGGGGAUCAAGAAGUACGUGGUCUGGUGCCUCAUCUGCGGUGGAUUCAGCUGCUUGCUGGGCGUGCUCUUCUUGGGCGUCUACUUCCUGCUCCAUUCGUACACCAUCACGGUGGGCAACUUCGAAACGGUGCCCACCUUUGUGCCCGCCACCCUGCUCAUCCUCACAGGAAUCUGCAUCAUGAGCCUGGCCAGGCGUCGGAAUCGCUAUAGCUACCUGAUAAAGCUGUCCGGAGCCUGUGGCCUGGUGUCCGCCUUAACCUGUGCUCUGGUCACAGUGACCACCACUGUGCUCCACAUGAGUCGCCUGCAGGCCUUGAGGGAAUGCGAGUAUGCUCAAAAGACGCGCACGUGCACCUGCUACUCGGACCUCAUCGAAUCCCAGGUGGACCGAGUGGAUAAGGGAGUGCGCCUUGUGUUCGACUCCCUCUCGGACUGCGGCGUUGUCCAUGGAUCCCUCUAUUCCUGCCUGAGAGCUAUCUUCGGCCUGUCCGUGGCCGGAGUGCUCAUCGCCGUCUUCAGCUGCAUGUUGGUGUACCAGCUACUCAGUCACGAACGCAAGAAGAUGUACUGGGAGCAGCUGGAGCUGCGAUGCAGAUCCCUGUACGCCAGCCAGGCUCCUCCUCCGGCCUUGGGUCCAGGCAGGAUGUUAAACUGCAGGUGCUGCGAGCAGUGCCACGCCCACAGGCAGUUGACACUGCCUUUGCAGGCCACCGCUUAUCCGUGGGACGAGGCCACGGUGGCCGCUGCAGCAGCAGCCGCAGGAGGAGGAGGCGGAGAGCAGCGGUUCUGGGCCGCCCAGCCGCCGGGUAACUUCUACUCGCCGAAUCCAGGCGGCGAUGAUCCGGUGGGCACUUGCAGGAGUGGAGAACGGGCAGGAGGAGCAGGACGCAGUAGCAGCGGAUGGAGCUGGCCUCGGAUGCCCUGGCAACGUACCACUCCUGACGCCGGUCGUCGAUUUCGCCAAGCUGCUGCCAGUCCGGAUUCACAGUACGGAUUUAGUUCGUCCACGGCGGUCCAGGGAGAUGGUAACCAGAUGCUGAUCGAGGAACCCGUGGUGGCGGCCUACAGUGGAAUGCCCCCGCCAAAUGCCCUGCCCUACGGAGUUUGGGGACCGCCGCCACCCUACAGCGAUCCCAACAGUCCGGCCAGACGUGGCUACUACCAGUAUCUGCAGCCCACUGCGUGUCUGGUUGGGAAUCAGGGCACUGUCGCCGUCACUCUGACCCAGGAGCAAAUGCAUCCGACCCUGCAACAUACGCAUCCCCAACAGCAGCAGCAAUUGCAGCAGAUGCAGCUGCAGCGGCUCCAGGUCCAGUCCGCCACCUUGGAGCGGAUGGAUGGGCUCAGCAGUGCCGGUAACGUGAGUACCCUAGUGGCUGCCACUCGCUCCUCCGCCUACAAAUCAAAGGCCGAGUACGAGAACACGCCGUCUGACAGUGAUGGUGGCAAUCCCCGGGAGAGGGAACGCUGCUCCAACACGCUGCCCACGCGAAAGCUGAAGAAGCGCUUGGAGGCGGGCACCGGGGCCAAGAGCAUCGGUCCGCAGAGUAAUCCUGGCCAGCAGCGACCCAAUGUCCAGCAGUUGUUCGCCAAGCAGGACCAACAGCAGCCCACCGGCCAGGCUAAUCCCCAGCAGGCUCAGCCCCAGACGGCCGGGGUGGAGAACAGUGGCUACCAGGACUCGAACGGAGCCAUAGCCAAGGACCAGGCGGUGGGAACGGAUCCGGCCGAGUCCGAGGUGUACUUCGCCGACGUGAGUAGUUGCUGCAACAUGUCUGUGAAGAAUGACAGCUACUAUGACAACGCCCAGCGCCACCAGGGGCACCACCAUCAUCACCAGCAUCAGCACAGUAAUUGCAGCCACAGCAGCGGGCAGAGCAACGCCAACGAGGACUACCUGGCCCAGCGCUUCGGUCGCGGCAGGGAGCACUCCGUUCGGAGUCGUCUGCCCAUUCCGCAAACGAGGCGAGAGGACGACUACGAGAGCUCCAACCUGAACAUGCCCACGCUGAAGGAGCAGCAGCAGCAGGCGCAACAGCUGCAGAAGGAGAUCUCCCGCCAGAGCAUGUGCUCCGUGGAGUCGGAGGCCAAGACCGAGUUCACCGACCUCUCGCCCUCCACGCCCUGCGGUGGCAAUCUGCCGUUGCCGCCGCCAGCGAAUUUCGCCAGUGAUCCGCCGACGGGUCAACAGUCGCCCAGCUUCGUGGCCUCGUUCCCCUACUCCUCGGAGUCGCAGUGCCUGGAGGCGCAUCGUCGCUCCACAAAGAACAUCCACGAGCUGAUGAUCUCCGGGGUGGGGGGAUCCUCGACCGGCGGCGGCGACUCCCACUACGAGGUUAUCAACGACCGGGGCAAUCCCUACCAGCUGCAGCGAUCGCAGCAGGCCAAGCACAAGGCCAAGUCCAAGACGCGGUCGCGGGAGCAGUUGGACAUCUACGGCAGCGGAGCUGAGCGAUCCGACUGGUCCUCGGAUGGGGGUCGCUUGUGAGACCCCGAUGACCAGGAGGUAUUCGUCUAGCAGCGGUUUCACCCCCCUCGUAUUCUCUAAGGAUAUUCUCUGUGGAUCUGCUCGGGGAGCAGCGGUGGGACUCUCCACAUCCGACUUCUUCUAUAUCAUACGAACAAGCAUCAUUCGUACAUCCAGGACAGCGCUGGACACCUCCCAUCACUGCCUGUAGAACCACCUUUGGUUUAGAAUCGUCGCACUUGUAAUGUUUGCCAUCCAAGAACGGAACUCUAUUCUAUUAUAUGUAUGUCCUAUCUCCCCAACUAUCGAAAGUCCUCGGGGCUGCAAACCUUGCUUUAACUACUUUACGCGUAUCCUUUGCAUAGUUUACCUAGUACAUAUAUUACUUAUCACAUAUGGUAGCAUUGAAUUGAAUGUUGACAACUUGUAGCAAUGAUAAUCUAUGGAUAUUAUAUACAAAUUAUGUUAUAUUUACCUGCGUAUUUACAUAGUUGCGUAUACACACACCCAUAUACACAUACAAAUAUAUGACUAGUUAGUUAAAUGUUAGAGCGCCAGUUAAAUUUAUUAAAGAGUACACCAAGUAUAACCAAAAUAUUUUAAC
Molecule: messenger RNA, 5090 nt
Organism: Drosophila melanogaster (fruit fly)
Lineage: Eukaryota; Metazoa; Arthropoda; Insecta; Diptera; Drosophilidae
Exons: 5
Coding region: 1889-4507 (872 amino acids)
Source: RefSeq, marked reviewed